This is a messenger RNA of Ogataea polymorpha, 1596 nucleotides long. RefSeq lists its product as uncharacterized. Gene Ontology annotation, molecular function: basic amino acid transmembrane transporter activity. The transcript is spliced from 2 exons. The coding region runs from base 1 to 1596 and encodes 531 amino acids. NCBI's taxonomy places the organism in Eukaryota, Fungi, Ascomycota, Pichiomycetes, Pichiales, Pichiaceae. Gene Ontology annotation, biological process: transmembrane transport; basic amino acid transport. The record is from RefSeq and is a predicted model, not a curated record. Gene Ontology annotation, cellular component: fungal-type vacuole membrane.
AUGUCUUCUUCUCGUGAACAACAGUCGCUAGAUUCGGAAAGCGCAGUUGAGUCCCAGAUCACGUACGGUGCUACCAAGUCUGACGACGAGGAGACCGUUCUGUCUGUUUCUCCAGCUCUGCCCCCAAAUUUCUUCUGGAUCGAGUGCUCUCUGCUUGCAAACGUCUUUCUUGCAGCGGCCAACACCGCGUCGUGGAUCACGUCGUCCUACCUCAUCACCAGCACUGCUUUUCAGCCUUUAUAUGGGUCUUUCUCCGAUGUCCUUGGACGGCGAGUGUGUGUGAUCGGAGCCACAAGCUUUUUCAUUCUGGGUUGUCUUGGAUGCGGCAUCUCGUCCAACAUCUUUGUUUUGGACGCCAUGCGUGCCGUGACAGGCAUAGGUGGAGGCGGCCUCAUCACGUUGGCAACCAUCGUCAACUCAGAUCUCGUGGCUCCAGAAAAACGAGGGAGCUGGCAGGCCUUCCAAAACCUGCUGCUGGGAUUUGGAAGCAUCUGCGGCGCCUCUCUGGGCGGUGUUAUAGCAGACACGCUCGGCUGGAGAUGGUGUUUUCUCGCGCAGGUUCCCGUCGCUCUGGCUGGCCUCGUUAUUGGAUACUUCUAUAUUCACAACCCCAAACCGCCCCAUGUGCACGUUUCUGUCCACAUGUUUGACAAAAUCGACAUUAAGGGCGCCACGGCGCUUGUGCUGUCGCUGGCUUUCCAGAUGGUUGUGCUUUCUCUCGGCGGAAACGAGUUGAACUGGUCUGAUUACAGGCUGCUACUUAUGCUUGUCUUGAGCAUAGGACUUCUCUUUCAUUUUGCACUUAUUGAGCUGAGAACUUCUGCCAUACCCAUCAUCCCUCCUGCCCUGCUCCAUUCCUCGUUCAGCUACAUCAUUUUGGGAAUAGGCGUGUUUCUCGGAAUUUCCAGCUACGCGUAUUUAUUUGUCCUGCCGUUGCUCUUCCAAAUAGUCUUGGGCGACACGGCCUCCCAGGCGGGCUUGCGACUCACCAUUCCGGCACUCUUUACGCCUGUUGGUGGCCUCAUUGCAGGCGUUUUGAUGAGCCGCAAAAAAUACAGUCUUUUUUCUCUCGUCGUUGCCGGCUGCACACUCAUGCUUUUCGGAAAUUUCGUCACAUUAUUUAUUCACAAGGGCGUCAACCAGUGGGUGACAGGUCUCUGCUUGAUCCCCGCCAACGUGGGGCAAGGAUUGGCCUUCCCCACGUCGCUCUUUUCGUUCAUUUACAAUUUUGACAGAGACAAACAGGCAAUAGCCACGUCCACCGCAUACCUCUUCCGCAGCAUGGGCUCGGUGUGGGGUGUCACCGGGUCCGCCGCCAUCAUCAAGCGUGUUUUCGCACGCAGAUGUCUGUCAAGCCUCCAUCGGGUGCCGGGACUCUCCGAACACCAGAUUAGUACGAUCAUCAGAACAGUGUCCAAAGACAUCUCGCAGAUCCAGCAUCUGGAGCCACAAGUCCGCAGUGUUGUUCAGGGCAGUUACGAGCGUGCCAUCCGAUUCGCGCAAUUCCUUUCUUGUUUGUGCUGUCUCGCUUGUUUGGUGCUUGCUGGCGUGAAAAAGGCUGCCCGCAUACGCUCACGGUCGUCAUAUGACGAAUAG